This is a messenger RNA of Lacerta agilis (Sand lizard), 656 nucleotides long. Its product is annotated as phospholipase A2 inhibitor and Ly6/PLAUR domain-containing protein-like. Gene Ontology annotation, cellular component: extracellular region. The record is from RefSeq and is a predicted model, not a curated record. Gene Ontology annotation, molecular function: phospholipase inhibitor activity. The transcript has 4 exons. NCBI's taxonomy places the organism in Eukaryota, Metazoa, Chordata, Lepidosauria, Squamata, Lacertidae. The coding region runs from base 1 to 600 and encodes 199 amino acids.
AUGAUGAAAAUAAUCCUGUUCUACUGCCUUACUUGUUGCAUUCUUCUGCUGCCUGUUAAUGGCGGAGGUGUCAGCCCCACUGGGAGGUACAAAAGCUGCAUCAACCGCAGUGCCUGCAAACCAGGAGCCUUCACGCUGAGCACAUCCACGGACAGGCAAAUCCGGAGCAACAUAGCCUGUUGUGGAACUGCUGCAUGCAACGAAGAACUGGUUCUAAGUAUGACUCCUGCGAGUUCUACCAAAAACGGGUUGACUUGCCCAGGGUGUGAGAGUUAUAACCGGGGCCCUUGCCAGGCCCAAGAGCGCGUCGAAUGCACCGGAAUCGAAGAAAAGUGCAUUUCCCUUGUUGGGAUAUACUCUGGUUUACCAGAACAAAACUUUUCCAUCAAAGGCUGCGCAACUGAGGGAGCUUGUUCCUUGGAUGUAAAUGACCUUGUGCCCUAUGCAGGAAAACUCUACGUUGUGACUGAGUAUGCAGUUUGCACUGAUGGGCAAACUGAUUAUUAUGGCCCUUCUGCAGCCAUCCAGCUAACUGGGUCCCCCUUUGUAAAUGUUAUCGCUUUCUUGAGUUUCUCUGUGUUUGCAUCCUCACCUGUGUAACAAUCCUAUGUGCCAAGGUCUCAAGAAUUACAAAUAAAAUGUUGUGGUUUUUCUUA